AUGUCCAUGCCCACCCGCACCAAGACUUGGUGGAAGACCGCCGUGGUCUACCAGAUCUACCCGGCGUCGUUUUGCGACUCCAACGGUGACGGCAUCGGCGACAUCCCCGGGAUUGUGUCGAAGCUGGACUACAUCCAGGGCCUGGGCGCGGACGUGGUGUGGCUCAGCCCCAUGUACGACAGCCCGCAGGUGGACAUGGGCUACGACAUUGCCGACUACGAGAGCGUGUACGCGCCGUACGGGACGCUGGCGGACAUGGACACGCUGAUCCGCGAGGCGCACGCGCGGGGGAUCCGGGUGCUGCUGGACCUCGUGGUGAACCACACGUCGGACCAGCACGCGUGGUUCCAGGAGUCGCGGCGGUCGACGGCGAGCGCGAAGCGCGACUGGUACAUCUGGCGGCCGCCGCGCGUGGACCCGGCCACGGGCGAGCGGGCGCCGCCCAACAACUGGCGCAGCUUCUUUGGCGGCGGCAGCGCGUGGCAGUGGGACGCGGGCUCGGGCGAGUACUACCUGCAUCUCUUUGCGGCCGAGCAGCCGGACCUCAACUGGGAGAACCCGGCGACCCGUGCGGCCAUCUACGCGUCGGCCAUGGAGUUUUGGCUGCAGCGGGGCGUUGACGGGUUCCGCGUGGACGUGGUCAACACGUACAGCAAGCCGCCGGGGCUGCCGGACGCGCCCGUCACGGACCCGGACGCGCCGUUCCAGUCGCCGGUGGCGCUGGUGUGCAACGGCCCGCGCAUGCACGAGUUUCUGCGCGAGAUGAACACGCGCGUGCUGGCGCCGCACAACGCCAUCACCGUCGGCGAGCUCGCCAUGACCCCGGACCCGGACCACGUGCGCCGCUACGUCAGCGCCGCGGCGCAGCAGCUCGACAUGGUGUUCCAGUUCGAGGUCGUCAUGGUCGGCCACCACCUCACCGACAUGACGGGCACGUUGGCCGACGCCAAGGUCAAGGACUUUACGCUGCCGCAGUUCAAGCGGGCCGUCGGCUUCACGCAGACGCUGACGCGCGGCAACGACGCCUGGAACACCGUCUUCCUCGAGAACCACGACCAGGCGCGGUCCGUGUCGCGCUUUGCCGAGGACGCGCCGGCCUGGCGCGUCGCCAGCGCGCGCCUGCUGGCGCUGCUGCAGGCCACGCUGGGCGGCACGCAGUACAUCUACCAGGGCCAGGAGCUGGGGCUCGUGAACGCGCCCAAGGCCGCCUACGGCCUCGACAACUACCUCGACAUUGCCAGCCGGCAGUGCAUCGAGGCCGUCCGCGCGCGCUAUGGCGACGCCGCCGACGGCGGCGACGCGGCUGUCGACCGCGCGUUCGACGCGCUGCAGUACCUGGCGCGCGACCACGCGCGCAUCCCCAUGCCGUGGAGCGGCUCUGGGAAAUAUGGCGGGUUCGCCGAGGCGGCCGAAGCGGCCGGCCGGCCCGUCGCGGAACCCUGGAUGAAGCCGCACCCCCUCGCCGGCGAGAUCAACGUGGCCGACCAGCUCGGCGACGCCAACAGCGUGCUCGCCUACUGGAAGGCCAUGGUGGCGCUGCGCCGCGCCCACCCGGACCUGCUCGUGUACAGCGACUACGAGGCGCUGCGCGAGGACGACCCGGACACCAUGGUCUACGUCAAGGUGCCGCUCGCCAACAACGACAAGGAGCGGGUGCUGGUGGUGCUCAAUUUCACGACCAAGGCGACGGCCGUCCCGACGCCCGACGCGGCCGAGCUGGGCUUUGCGGCCGGCCAGGACGUGCAGUAUACGCUGCUGGCAUCGACGCACGAGAACAAGAAGGCCGCUGUUGGCGAUACGUUUGCGCCGCUCGAGGGCCGUGCUUACAUUGUGAAGGUGUGA
Sporothrix schenckii 1099-18 is the source of this 1842-nucleotide messenger RNA. RefSeq names its product alpha-glucosidase. The transcript has a single exon. Gene Ontology annotation, biological process: oligosaccharide catabolic process. Gene Ontology annotation, molecular function: alpha-amylase activity. NCBI's taxonomy places the organism in Eukaryota, Fungi, Ascomycota, Sordariomycetes, Ophiostomatales, Ophiostomataceae. The coding region runs from base 1 to 1842 and encodes 613 amino acids. The record is from RefSeq and is a predicted model, not a curated record.